This is a messenger RNA of Anopheles merus, 1868 nucleotides long. It is a transcript of the gene Eno, whose product is annotated as enolase. The transcript is spliced from 3 exons. NCBI's taxonomy places the organism in Eukaryota, Metazoa, Arthropoda, Insecta, Diptera, Culicidae. The coding region runs from base 122 to 1423 and encodes 433 amino acids. The record is from RefSeq and is a predicted model, not a curated record. Gene Ontology annotation, cellular component: phosphopyruvate hydratase complex. Gene Ontology annotation, molecular function: magnesium ion binding; phosphopyruvate hydratase activity. Gene Ontology annotation, biological process: glycolytic process.
ACAUCAUCUUUGUAGCAGCGAGCGGAAGACAUCAUUUAUCAGCAAACAGUGAAGUGAAAACGGUGCUCGGUCUCUCGGUGCUCUAUCUUCUUUGCCCAAAGUAAAAGAAAAAAUUUCCAAGAUGCCGUUCAAGAGUAUUAAGGCCCGUCAGAUCUUCGACUCCCGUGGCAACCCGACCGUCGAAGUUGACCUGGUCACCGACCUGGGACUGUUCCGUGCUGCCGUCCCGUCUGGCGCGUCCACCGGCGUCCACGAGGCGUUGGAGCUGCGCGACAACGAGAAGGCCAACUGGCACGGCAAGGGUGUCCUGAAGGCGGUUGAGAACAUCAACAAGAUCAUUGCCCCGGCUGUGCUGAGCUCCAACCUUUGCGUUACCCAGCAGAAGGAGCUCGACGAGCUGAUGCUGAAGCUUGACGGAACCGAGAACAAGUCGAAGCUCGGUGCCAACGCUAUUCUGGGCGUUUCGUUGGCCAUCUGCAAGGCCGGCGCUGCCAAGAAGGGAGUCCCGCUGUACAAACACAUCGCUGAUCUCGCUGGCAAUGGCAACAUCAUCCUGCCGGUGCCGGCCUUCAACGUCAUCAACGGUGGUAGCCACGCCGGCAACAAGCUGGCCAUGCAGGAGUUCAUGAUCCUGCCGACCGGUGCGUCGUCCUUUACCGAGGCGAUGAAGAUCGGCAGCGAGGUGUACCACCACCUGAAGAACGUCAUCAAGGCCAAGUUCGGUCUGGACGCGACGGCCGUCGGUGAUGAGGGCGGCUUCGCGCCCAACAUUCUGGAGAACAAGGAAGCGCUGAACCUGAUCCAGGACGCCAUCGCCAAGGCCGGCUACACCGGCAAGGUCGAGAUCGGCAUGGACGUGGCCGCGUCCGAGUUCCACAAGGAGGGCAAGUACGAUCUGGACUUCAAGAACCCGAAGUCGGACCCGAGCGCCUGGUUGACGCCCGACGCGCUGGAGCAGAUGUACCAGGGCUUCAUCAAGGACUUCCCGAUCGUGAGCAUUGAGGAUCCCUUCGACCAGGACCACUGGGACGCGUGGAGCAAGAUCACUGCCAACACCACGAUCCAGAUCGUCGGCGAUGAUCUGACUGUCACCAACCCGAAGCGCAUUGCCACGGCCGUCGAGAAGAAGGCCUGCAACUGUCUGCUGCUGAAGGUGAACCAGAUCGGCUCGGUCACGGAGUCGAUCAAUGCCCAUCUGCUGGCGAAGAAGAACGGCUGGGGCACCAUGGUGUCGCAUCGCUCCGGCGAGACCGAGGACACGUUCAUUGCCGAUCUGGUCGUCGGUCUGAGCACGGGCCAGAUCAAGACCGGCGCACCGUGCCGAUCGGAGCGUUUGGCCAAGUACAACCAAAUUCUGCGCAUCGAGGAGGAGCUCGGCGCUGGCGCGAAGUUCGCCGGCAAGAGCUUCCGCCAUCCGCAGUAAGAAGGAUGUUAUUCUCUCCGCGAGUCGGUGGUUCCACGCGUUGCUGGCGGCCGUGCAGAGCGGGUUAGUUUGGUCAGUGGUGUCGUACGUUGAAGAAGGGCCAGGGAGCGACGACCUAGUCUCAGAUGUGCAGAUGUGCACUCAACAUUAGUCGUCCUGUGAGCGAAACCUCACCCCGACCACCAUCAUCAUCCUCUUCGCUGUUGACGCAAGCCAACUUACAGUAAGACCCACUAGCCCCGCUAGCGCCCACAACAACUCACCCCACCAACUUGAACCUCGGUAUUUAUCGUCAUGAAGCUCUAAUACGCAAGAAGCAUAAAUUGUAAGGCUUAAAGUUAUUGAAUGUUAUAAUUGUUAAAUGAAAGUGUGACAAGUACGUUUGUCAAUGCAUUACUGAAAGUACAUGAUCAUUCGAUAAUAAACGGAAACCAUGGUAGGAAUA